GUACAGCUCACUCCACACUCCAAAAGGAGCACAGAAACACUCGCGAGCGAGGAAAGAGACCAGUAAAAAGAAACUGGCUAACCAUAAUGGUGCUCCAAGCAGCAGCAACAUCCCUGGUGGCAUCUCUGCAGUCACCAUGGAGCGUGCUCUGCGGUGCCGCCGCCCUGCUCGUCAUAUGGGCGGCCGCCCUGGCGGCGGAGAGCUACUGGCUGAGGCCCCGGCGGCUCGGCCGGGCGCUCCGGGCGCAGGGUCUCGGCGGCACGUCGUACCGCUUCCCCGCCGGGGACUCCGCCGAGAACGCCCGGCAGAGCCUGGAGGCGCUGUCCAAGCCCAUGCCACCGUCGUGCCACGACGUCCUUCCUCGCGUGAUGCCGCACCUCCACAACACUGUCAAGGAACACGGUGAAGUUUGCGUCACCUGGGACGGCCCGGACCCCAAGGUUGUCAUCGCAAAGCCAGAGCUGGUGACCGAGAUCCUGUCCAGCAACUCUGGCCACUUCGAGAAACUCAGGACCAAUCUUGGAGACCUGGUAUGCCGCGGGGUCGGGUCCUACGACGGCGAGAAAUGGGCGAGGCACAGGCGGAUUCUCAACCCCGCUUUCCAUCUCGAAAAGCUCAAGGCCAUGUUCCCGGCUUUCUCCACGUGCUGCACCGAGCUGGUGGACAGAUGGGAGAGUAAACUGCUAGCUGCAGGUUCUGAGGGGUCGGUCGAACUCGACGUCUCCCAGGAGUUCCCGGUCCUCACCGGAGACGUGAUCACCCGAACAUCGUUCGGAAGCAGCUUCACCGAAGGACGAAGGAUCUUCGAGCUUCAAGUAGACCAGGCAAAGAGACUUAUGAAGCUCCUCCAGUAUUUGUACAUCCCGGGCUUCUUGUCCUUCCUUACUGAAAACAACAGGAGGAUGUGGGAGAACAAGCGGGAGAUAGAGGGGCUCGUGAGAGGGGUCGUCGAGAAGAGGGAGCGUGCGAUGGACAAGGACGGGGCCAUUGGCAACGACAUGCUUGGCCUGAUGCUACAGUCCAACAGGUCAUCCAAUUCCGACUUGCGGAUGAGCACUCAGGACGUCAUCCAGGAGUGCAAGCUCUUCUACUUCGCGGGAAUGGAGUCCACGCAGCAGCUACUCACAUGGACAGUCGUCAUGCUACGCAUGUACCCCGAGUGGCAGGACCGGGCGAGGGAGGAGGUUCUGGGCGUCUUCGGCAGGGACGGCAAGCCCGGCUUCGACGGCCUAAAUCGACUCAAAACGAUGACGAUGAUACUGUACGAGGUGCUCAGGCUGUACACGCCGGUGGUCACCAUGAACCGGAAAAUAAGCAAAGAGAUGCAGAUCGGGGGCGUCACCUACCCUGCCGGGACAGUCCUCGAGCUGCCCUUCCUCAUGGUUCACCACAACCCGGACGUGUGGGGGGAAGACGUGUCCGAGUUCAAGCCGCAGAGGUUCGCGGAGGGGAUCUCCAAGGCGACCAAGAAUGGCCAGGUGGGCUUCUUCCCGUUCGGCUGGGGGCCGAGGAUCUGCAUAGGCAAUAACUUCGCCAUGCUCGAGGCCAAGAUGGCGGUGAGCAUGAUCCUUCAGCGUUUCGAGUUCCGGCUCUCGCCUUCUUACGCCCAUGCGCCCUGCACCGUGAUAACGCUGCAUCCUCAGCAUGGCGCGCAAAUUAUGCUCAAGAGUCUCUGAUGAUGGGCCAGUCCGGCCGGCAUCUUUGUUUUGUUAGCAUGUCCUUACUUGAAACUCCGAAUAAAAAAGAUAUGUGCCUGGCAA
This is a messenger RNA of Aegilops tauschii subsp. strangulata, 1760 nucleotides long. RefSeq names its product cytochrome P450 CYP72A616. The record is from RefSeq and is a predicted model, not a curated record. NCBI's taxonomy places the organism in Eukaryota, Viridiplantae, Streptophyta, Magnoliopsida, Poales, Poaceae. Gene Ontology annotation, molecular function: iron ion binding; monooxygenase activity; oxidoreductase activity, acting on paired donors, with incorporation or reduction of molecular oxygen.